This is a messenger RNA of Danio rerio (zebrafish), 806 nucleotides long. Lineage: Eukaryota; Metazoa; Chordata; Actinopteri; Cypriniformes; Danionidae. The record is from RefSeq and is a predicted model, not a curated record.
ACCCGUGCAGUAACUACAACACAAUUGACAACUACUGGAGAAACAUACAUACUCCCUCGUCUGUGUAUACCAAUGUAAAUGGAUUUGAUUACAAUUAUGAAUGGGAUGGCUGGUACAGACUCUUCAUGAACGGAUUGAGUGCUCAGAUGCCGGACUGGUGUGCCACUUAUAUGACAUGUGGAGGAUUUACUGGUCUGUGGUUUCAUGGAUCUCAUCCUCGACUAGAAGAUGGAGUUGUUACACGUGAAGUUUUCGGCUCCCGUAAUGCUCAGUGCAGUCGCUACAGAUCCAACCCAAUCCAAGUCAAAGCUUGUCCUGGAGAUUAUUAUGUGUACAAGUUUACCAGGCCUCCUCUUUCAAUCCCAGGUCCAAGCUAUUGUGCAGUGUCUUUCCCCACCCCAAGUGUCGACCCCUGCUACAACUAUAAGAGUCGGGAUGAACCUUGGAGAUCCACUGAUAACUCUUACUAUUAUGACCCUAAAUGUGAUUGGAAUGAGGAGUGGAAUGGCUGGUACAGGCUGUUCUACAGCAAUCAGAGUGCUCAGAUGCCAGAAUCAUGUGUAAAUGCAGGCAUGUGUGGCACUUAUUACCCAAUUGUGCUCAAUGAAUCUCACCCAAAGCUGGAAGAUGGAGUGGUCCUCCGUCACGUUUGUGCUUCUGGAUGGAGCGGCUGCUGUGAAUACACAACUGAGCCUAUAAGAAUCAAAGCCUGUCCUGGAGAUUAUUAUGUGUACGAGCUUGUGAAGCCAAUGUUUUGUGGAGCUUACUGUGCUGGUGAGUAUUUAUUCAUGUGCACUUCAGUCUAG